Molecule: messenger RNA, 498 nt
Organism: Drosophila subobscura
Lineage: Eukaryota; Metazoa; Arthropoda; Insecta; Diptera; Drosophilidae
Exons: 3
Coding region: 103-486 (127 amino acids)
Source: RefSeq, a predicted model, not a curated record
CAUUUAUUCGAUGACAAUUCUCACUAAAGUUUAGUGUUGGUAUUUGGCCAAACUCUAAGCAAGGAGAAGAGGCUUACCUUUGCUGGUCAGUGUCCAAAGUUUAUGCCACUACCCAAUGAGGUUUCCAAAGCGUCAGCGUUCACUGGUAGCUGGUAUCUGUACGCAGUCCACCCAAACUAUCUGCAGGAAAAGUGUGUAAAACGCACUUUUCAGGGCCACAGCUUUUGGAGGCAGUUUGCCGAAACAGAUGACGAUCAUUUCAUAGUGCAAUAUUUUUGCUAUCAGGAUAGAGAUCGCUACAACAAACUUCAACACAUGAGAUCAAUCAGCAUUUUCGUCAAGGAACAGGUGCCCACAGCGAAAACCAUAGCAUCAAUUACGAACGCACUGAUGCGGAAUUUUAAGUUCCCCUUAAGACUACUCAACUACACCGAUAAUUCCUUUUGUACAGAGUUCGAGUAUAAAGAUGCACAGUAUAGAGUUUGAAGCUUCGUGGAC